AAAAGUCCCGGUCGGCGGAGUGUGAACCAUUUAGGGACGCGUCGGACGCCUGUGACGCAGCGACUCCCCAGCGUUCAAAGUUUUGACAUCGGACCGUCUCCCGGAAGAGGAGCAAUUCUAUCGACUGGCAUACAACAAAGUAAUAAACGAGAUGAACGUAGCAGGUCGUUGCAUCGGUCUCGUCAGGCCAGCAGGCGUGCCGGCUUGCGGUUCUGUCUUUUCCAGAGGGUUUCUGUCGAGUUCUCCGCAUUCAGCCGCACGAAGUGUUCCUCGCACCUUCGUCACUCCAUCCAACGCAUUUUACAACUCAAACGACUUCACCACCGUCUCUCAACCUGGCAAGACUGUUAGUUCUCUGGGACGGAGCGCUGGGUCCGGACAGGGUGCUGCAGGAUGGCGUCAGCAAUGGACGCGAUCGUAUCGAUCUGCCUUCCCGCGUGGCCAAAGUGAGGGCGGGUUUCGGAAGUCUCUAACCGCAAUUGUCGGCUCUGCUGCGUUGUGUGCAGGAGCGGUAUGGCUUUCCCCCGACGCCAAAGCCGGUGCGAAAACAUCAACGCCGCUACCAAACCCACACACGGACGAAAUCCCCGAGCUCGAAGUCAUCCCACCUCCUCCACCAGGCUGGUUUCGUGAACAUGUGCGGCCGGAGGUGCUGACGGUGGGAGGCGCCCUGGGUGCUUGUACCGGUCUCUUGACAAAGAAGCUCGGCAAGGUCGUUGCUUUUGGGGUUGGGGCCAUCUUUGUCUUGCUCCAGUGGCUAAACCACUCCGGCUUCAUUACUAUCUCCUGGUCAGCCAUCACCUCCUCCGUCAACAAAAAGCUGCACGCGAACGAACGUGGUGAACUGCCACCAGGGGCGGUAUCGACGUUGUUCCGAAGAUUGCUCAAAUGGCUGACCGCGGACGUGCCGUUCACCGGGGCGUUCUGUGCCGGGUUUUGGGUUGGGUUUCGGUAUGGUUAGAGCUUGAGAGAGUGUUCCUUGCUAGUAGCGGGAAGUAUGUACGAUGGUACUGCUUUGUAUAUAGCAUUGGGUUUAUGGAAGCAGAGCAUCAUCGCAGCGA
Messenger RNA from Fimicolochytrium jonesii, 1061 nucleotides. RefSeq names its product FUN14 family-domain-containing protein. The transcript has 3 exons. Gene Ontology annotation, biological process: autophagy of mitochondrion. Bases 152 to 961 code for a protein of 269 amino acids. The record is from RefSeq and is a predicted model, not a curated record. Gene Ontology annotation, cellular component: mitochondrial outer membrane. Lineage: Eukaryota; Fungi; Chytridiomycota; Chytridiomycetes; Spizellomycetales; Powellomycetaceae.